GUGGCCUAACUAGCUUGCUAUAAAAAUGCAGGGCCUCUGUUUCUUUGAGGAUAUGGUGUUCAUGGUUUUGGGAUUUGCAGAGAGAGAAAGAAGGAAAUAAUCAGAAACAUAAAAGUUUUCACCUAUUUUCUAGGGUUUAUGAGAUAUCUUUUUCUGUAUUUUUGGGUUAUCAGGAAGGAGGAGGACGUGGCUUAGGGUUCUCUCUGGUUUAAAGGAAGCUAGGGUUUUCUUGAUUUGUUUUGUUGAAGGUUUUUGGGUUUUCUGGAGUUUGUUUGAGAUUUUGGGGAGAUGGAGAGAGAACCAAAGGUGGCGAGGGACUUUUUUGGUUUGAAUCCCGUAGUGAAAGACGAGGCAAAAGAGAGAGAGGAUUUCUAUAAAGGUUUUACAGUCAACGAUUUUGGUCAAUUCAACACAUCGGUGAAGGAUUCAGCAUCCAUGGCAAAUGGAAUGCAAUGGCCUUUCUCCAUCAACGCAUCUGCCCUUCAACAAUUCAUGUCUUUCAAAGGUGCCCAAGAGGAUAGACACAAGAAAGUCGUGUUUGACCAGCUAGCCUCGUCUGGGUUUCAGCCCAUAUCAACUGCAGGUGCUUAUGAGACAAACCACAGAGCACCAACUGCAACCCAAGGAUUCACUUUGGAAACAAAUGGUGCUCCAAUCACAAAAUCACAUAGCCAGUAUGGCAUGUCUUGCAUGCCGUAUCCUUCUCAAGCCGCCAUUGAGCAGGGUUCCAUAUCCCACCAUUCUCAGGGCAUAGGAACACUGCCGCUCUCCAGCCAUUCAAUCCCAAUCUCUAUGAGCAGCCCGUUCUUCAAGAUGCAUGGUGGAGCUGGUAAUCCCAGUUCAGUGAAAUCUUUUGGAGGGAUUCCUGUCACGUCUCAGCAUCCUGUUACCUCUUCUGUGGGAACUCUGGCUGGGUCUUUUCUACCAAGGAGUGUUCCAUGCACGCUGGCGAAGCCUGCUUCCUCAGCUGCUCAGUUGACCAUAUUUUAUGCUGGUUCAGUGAAUGUUUACGAUGACAUUCCUUUAGAGAAGGCUCAAGCAAUUAUGUUCUUGGCUGCUAAUGGGGCUAACCAAUCUGUUAAGACUCCAAAUUCUAGAACCCAAGUGCCAUCGUUGCCUAUAGCAACUGUUGAGGGGAUUCCUAGCAACUCAGCUAUGCCGACCUGCUCUGGCCUUUCAAGCCCAAUGUCUGCGACGUCGCAAUUGCAGGCAGCUGCUCACUCGAGCAGUGACCUGGUUGCGGUCAAAACCAUUUCGUCCUUAGCUCCUAGCAACCACCAAGAACCACCAAAACAGACUCCUGCAGCGCUGAAUGCAAGAGCAGCGGUUCCACAGGCAAGGAAAGCAUCUCUCGCUCGGUUCUUGGAGAAACGCAAGGAAAGGGUCUCAAAUAUGGGACCUUACACCACCAAAAAGUCCCCAGAGCACUCCUCAACUGUUGAAAGCGGCGCCUCAGACUCGCCAGAUUGUGUCGGAAUUUGCAGCAAAGUCGACCAUAAAUGGAGUUUAGGGCCUCCCCUUAACAGUGAGGUGGGCAAUGCGAGGAGCUAAGUCAAGCAUCCGAUGAGCCUCUUUCUCAUGGUUUUCCAUUCUUAUUCUUUUGGGGGUCUCAAUUAUAUAGUCUUUAUCUCUAUGUGGCCUUUGGUACAACUAAAAACCGUUGCUUUUCAUCAGAGAAGCUUUGUAACAUUCAAGUUUUCUGACUGGAAAUAAUAGGAGGUAGAGUCUGCUAUUUUGGAAUCGGGAAGAGGUCAAAAGACAGGGAUGAUGAUGGGAUAUGAAUUAGAAUUGGGGAGAAAUUGAUUCCCCCACAUGCAUUGCUUUUCCUUUACCAUGUUUUAUAUAUAACGUAUUUUAUUUUUGAACCAAGUAUUGAGCCAUUGAUAUGA
Molecule: messenger RNA, 1889 nt
Organism: Amborella trichopoda
Lineage: Eukaryota; Viridiplantae; Streptophyta; Magnoliopsida; Amborellales; Amborellaceae
Gene: JAZ3
Product: jasmonate-zim-domain protein 3
Biological process (GO): response to wounding; regulation of jasmonic acid mediated signaling pathway; regulation of defense response
Cellular component (GO): nucleus
Source: RefSeq, a predicted model, not a curated record